Molecule: messenger RNA, 924 nt
Organism: Nicotiana tabacum (common tobacco)
Lineage: Eukaryota; Viridiplantae; Streptophyta; Magnoliopsida; Solanales; Solanaceae
Source: RefSeq, a predicted model, not a curated record
UAACCAAAUAGAUACUAUCAAACUCAAAGGAGUGUGACUCAUAUCAUCCUCAUUAUACGUUUUGCCAACUCCAGCGUUGACAACUCUGCUCUAUCCAUAUAUACACUAAAAUCAAACAGAUCUCAGCAGAAUUAUCCUUCCUCUUCUCUUUUCACAAUAUUCUUCCUAAGGGUGGUUGCUGUUAGUUUGGAAGUCCAAUGGCGAUUGGUAUGAAGCAGAUGUCCAUAAUAAUAGCAACCCUUGGUGUUUUAUCCUUUGUAUUUGGAGUUAUUGCUGAAAACAAGAAGCCUGCAGCUGGGACUGCAAUACCAGGAAAAGGUGUUGUUAUUUGUAAAUACAAGUCUGACCCUAUUGUUGCCUUGGGCUAUUUGUCUUUUGCUCUUCUUGUUGCAUCUUCUGUGGCCGGUUUCCUGUCAUUAUUUUAUCCGUAUCAAGGGAAGUCAAUCCCACAAGCUGCUUUGCUGAAAAACACUAGUUUUGUUGUGUUCCUCAACAUCGCAUUGGGCACAACUGGUUUAGCAGCAGCAUUAUUAUUGUGGCCUACAAUCUCCGAGCAACUUCAUAUCUCUCGCAACAUCCAUCACAACUUGCAAACCGAUUGCCCAACAGCCAAGACCGGUCUUCUUGGUGGAGGCGCCUUUUUGUCUCUUGAUUCUGCGCUCUUCUGGUUGGUGGCUUUGAUGUUAGCUGAUAAUGCUCGCGAGGAUUAUUUCCAAGACGCAGAUGUUAAGGGCGAGCUGAAAGCAAGUUAUGUAGAUGAUGAAGUUAUCAAGAGCAGUGCUUAAGAAGAUUGUUCUCUACUUUCUAUUUUGUCAUUCUGAUGUUGCCAAUAUGGAACUGUUAGUACAAAGCUUAUGUAAAAAACAUGAUUUCCUGUCUUUCUAAUUAUAAAUAUCAUUAUGGAUUCCUUUAUUAAAAUUGAUA